AACAAACCCUAUCCCCAAUCCAAGCCGCCGUCCUUUCUCCUUCCUCCUCCUCUUUGCUUUUUUUCUUUUUCUUUUUUUCUUCUUCUCGGCGUCGCCUUUCAUCCGAAGACGAACUCCGCCGCCGCCGCCGCCCGUUGAAAUAUCCGCUUCUUCUGCCGGCGGUCGCCGGUCGCCAUUGCCGCCGCUGCUACUUCAGACUAUUUUGGCCAACAUUUUUCAGUGGCGAAAUUAGCCAAAUUUAUAAUUCAGAUAUUUAAUAAAAAUAAUAAUAAUAUUAACAAAUAAACGUGUUGCAGAUAGACUGGUUAGAUUGAAUAAGCCUUCGACAACCAGAUAUCUCGUCUUUCUCCCUCACCCCCUUCCUUUCCCCUUCGCUUUUAAACAAAAGCAUCGUUUCUAUGGCGGCGGUGGCGACCUUCUCUCCCGCCGCCGUGCGCCUCCUCAAAAGCUUCUCUUCCGUCGCUCCAUCCUUCUUCUACAAACGUAACACCAGGCCCGCCACUCCCUCACAUCUCUUUUCCUCCGCAGCCCUCUCCCGCCAACGCCAUACCUUCUGCACCGCCAAUGUUGUCAGUACUGAACCCAAUGGUUUGGAAACCGGUGCUAAAAUCCGCGAAUUUCGAAAGAAACUGAAGAUUGCGGACAUCAAAGGAGGCCCUGAUCAGGGGUUAGAUCGGCUGGGAGAGAAUCUUGUGGUCCAGGGAUGGGUUAGAACGCUCAGAGUGCAGAGCAGUGUGACUUUCAUCGAGGUUAAUGAUGGUUCUUGCCUUUCAAACAUGCAAUGCGUGAUGAGUUUUGACGCCCAAGGUUAUGACCAGGUGGAGAAUGGUGUAAUAUCAAAUGGUGCUUCCAUAUGGAUACAAGGGACUAUUGUGGCCAGUCAAGGAAUGAAGCAGAAAAUAGAAUUGAAGGUUGAAAAACUUGUAAUGGUAGGUAAAAGUGAUCCUUCUUUUCCUAUCCAGAAGAAAAGGGUCAGCAGAGAAUUUUUAAGAACCAAAGCACAUCUUCGUCCUAGAACCAAUACAUUUGGCGCGGUUUCACGCGUGAGGAGUGCUUUGUCUUUUGCAACACACAGGUUUUUUCAAGAAAAUGGAUUUGUUUGGGUCUCAAACCCGAUCAUUACUGCUUCAGAUUGUGAAGGAGCUGGUGAACAAUUUUGUGUAACAACUUUGAUUCCAAAUUCCAGGGAAGCCUCAGAAUCUCCAGUGAAUGCCAUCCCAGCAACAAAGAAUGGUUUAAUUGAUUGGUCCAAGGACUUCUUUGGAAAACCCGCAUAUCUGACAGUAUCUGGACAACUUAAUGCUGAAACAUAUGCUACUGCUCUUACUGAUGUAUAUACUUUUGGUCCUACAUUUAGAGCAGAAAAUUCUAACACUUCCCGGCACUUAGCUGAAUUUUGGAUGAUUGAACCAGAACUUGCAUUUGCUGAUUUAGAAGAUGACAUGUCUUGUGCAACUGCUUAUCUCCAGUAUGUGGUGCGGUACAUUCUUGAGCACUGCAAGGAAGAUAUGGAUUUUUUCAAUACCUGGAUUGAGAAAGGAAUCAUUGCCCGGCUGAGUGAUGUUGUGGAGAAAGAAAUUGUCCAAUUGUCAUACACUGAUGCAAUUCAACUUGUUAUGAAAUCCCAGAAGACAUUUGAAUAUCCGGUAACAUGGGGAUGUGAUUUGCAAAGUGAACACGAACGCUAUAUCACUGAGGAGGUGUUCCGUGGAAGCCCAGUAAUUAUAAGAGAUUAUCCCAAGGAAAUCAAGGCAUUCUACAUGCGAGAAAAUGAUGAUGGGAAGACUGUUGCAGCCAUGGAUAUGUUGGUUCCUCGGGUGGGGGAACUGAUUGGUGGAAGCCAAAGAGAAGAACGGCUUGAUUAUUUGGAGCAGCGCAUGGCCAACUUGGGUCUCGACACGGGGAGUUAUUGGUGGUAUCUUGACCUCCGGCGAUAUGGUUCAGUUCCACAUGCGGGAUUUGGAUUAGGGUUUGAGAGGCUUGUACAAUUUGCGACUGGAAUUGAUAAUAUAAGAGAUGUGAUACCUUUCCCUCGGGCUCCUGGCUCAGCUGAAUUUUGAAUUUGAAGUGUUUAUUAUUCUCCUCACUGGAUCAUCAUCAAGAUUGUGUCUUGUCUCAAGUGGAAGCUUGAGCCAGGUUGAGGUACACCUGUCAGACCAUUGAGUGGGUGCUGUACGUUGGUAAUAAUAGUGGUAAUUAUAACUAUAUUCAAACUUUGAUCGGCUGUAACAAUACAUACAAGGAAUAAAAUUAGUACAUUAUUUGCA
This is a messenger RNA of Andrographis paniculata, 2267 nucleotides long. Its product is annotated as asparagine--tRNA ligase, chloroplastic/mitochondrial. Gene Ontology annotation, molecular function: ATP binding; asparagine-tRNA ligase activity. Gene Ontology annotation, cellular component: mitochondrion. Gene Ontology annotation, biological process: asparaginyl-tRNA aminoacylation. The record is from RefSeq and is a predicted model, not a curated record. Bases 399 to 2060 code for a protein of 553 amino acids. NCBI's taxonomy places the organism in Eukaryota, Viridiplantae, Streptophyta, Magnoliopsida, Lamiales, Acanthaceae. The transcript is spliced from 16 exons.